Oryzias melastigma (Indian medaka) is the source of this 2615-nucleotide messenger RNA. It is a transcript of the gene aqp3a, whose product is annotated as aquaporin 3a. The record is from RefSeq and is a predicted model, not a curated record. Gene Ontology annotation, cellular component: basolateral plasma membrane; plasma membrane. Gene Ontology annotation, biological process: water transport; glycerol transmembrane transport. The transcript is spliced from 6 exons. Gene Ontology annotation, molecular function: urea transmembrane transporter activity; glycerol channel activity; water channel activity. The coding region runs from base 716 to 1612 and encodes 298 amino acids. NCBI's taxonomy places the organism in Eukaryota, Metazoa, Chordata, Actinopteri, Beloniformes, Adrianichthyidae.
CCCCACUUUUUCUAUAUAAUUCUAAGAAAUAACCAAGUAAUUAACACUCCUUUAAGCUUUAGUAAUGGCACCUCAGCUAAAAUAAUAGCUAUUUUUCACAUUAUUAUUAAUAAUAAAACUGAAUAAGCUCAGGAAAACAUGAACCCUUCAAAGAGAACAUCAGUUGAAUCAAAUAAACAAAAGCAUCAAGCUAACAAGUCUCUUAGAACUGCCUUGAUGUGCAAGAAUGUGAUAACAAUCUGAUCUAAAAGCAAAAAUCAGAAGCAAAUCCUACAUCCAGGGAAAUGCUGCACCAGGUAUCAUUGCAGACUAGUAAUUGUUGGUGUAGCCGAUGUUCCCCUUUUCACGCAGCCUUUAGGUUCUGUUUUAAAUAUUUAUUUAUUUUCCUUGGUUCAUGCACACAGAUACUUCACUUUUGUCGUUGGUGCGAACAGCACAAUGGAGGAACCAAAAAAAAUAAAAGACAUAAUGACAAAAUAAAAGUUGCACAUCUUUGUUCUAGAGACAGGUCCUGCAAGAAAACCAAUCUAGUAUGGAGAGGUGUGGUGCAAAGGGUGGGCCCAAGUCUAACCUGGCAAAAAAAAAAAAAAAGUCCUCCCAUCUCAGCUAUACUCAGUUAUAUAAGUAGAGCCCCAUCCUCUCAGUCUAACAGUAUCUUGGAAGAGCUGCAUACCUGCAUACCUGCUCUGCGCGUCCCCGCUCAGCCGCUGCAAGCAUGAGUCGUCAAAAAAUAAUGUUGGACAAACUAGCGCGGACCUUUCAGAUCCGCAACAAGCUGCUUCGACAGUCUCUUGCAGAAUGCCUCGGGACUCUCAUCCUCGUGAUGUUUGGCUGUGGUGCUGUGGCACAGCUGGUGCUAAGUGGCGGCACCCACGCCCGUUUCAUGACGGUUAACUUCGCGUUCGGCUUUGGGGCCACCUUAGGCAUCCUGGUGUGUGGCCAGGUAUCAGGUGGCCAUCUGAAUCCCGCAGUGACCUUUGCCCUCUGCUUGCUUGGAAGAGAGCGCUGGAGAAAGUUCCCCAUGUAUUUCCUCUUUCAAACAAUCGGAGCUUUCUUUGGGGCUGCCAUCAUUUUCGGCAUGUAUUACGAUGCAUUGUGGGACUUUCCUGAGGCUUUUAACAUGACUGAUAGUAAUCCCACGGCAGGCAUCUUUGCCACUUACCCAGCAAAACAUCUAACCCUCCUCAAUGGUUUCUUUGAUCAGUUCAUUGGCACAGCAGCAUUGAUAGUUUGCAUUCUGGCUAUUGUGGAUCCCUACAACAAUCCCAUCCCUCAAGGUCUUGAGGCCUUCACUGUGGGGUUUGUGGUUUUGGUGAUUGGGUUAUCAAUGGGCUUCAAUUCCGGCUAUGCAGUCAAUCCUGCCAGAGACCUUGGUCCUCGUAUUUUCACCGCUAUGGCCGGCUGGGGGAUGGAAGUUUUCACAAUGAGACAGGGCUGGUUCCUGGUCCCCAUCUUUGCUCCUUUCCUUGGCACCAUUGUCGGCACGAUGAUCUACCAGUUAAUGGUUGGUUUCCACGUGGAGGGAGAGGUUCGGGACAGGAAAGAAGAAGAGGAAAGAAAUGUCAGGCUAACAAACGUUUCAUCAAAAGAGGAAAACAAAGAUACCUACUGAGUUUCACCAAGACUUGCUGAUGGAGGCUUUUACAGCAAUUUUAUGUAAAUAGUUUAACAACCCUUUUUUUUAGAAUCACUUCUUUUAAAGCACACAAACUGCCUAAAUAACAGAGUGGUUAUUUCAAUUUUGUAUUAUCUUUUUCUUAAAUAUCUUAACAUACAAUAUUUUGGAGAAUUUGUUGUAUAUAGUAUACAUAGAAAACCUAAAUACUCAAAAACUGAAAUACGCUUUUCUUUUUUGGGGGGCAUCUGCAUCUAAGUGUCUGUAGUCUUAAGUUUCAAUAGCAUUUUGCACUUCUUUUUUUCUUCUUCUUUUUAUUUCUGCAUCAUACAGAUUUUUACAUUUUUAAAGGGCCUAUAUAAUACAAAUUUCACAUUAUUGAGGUUUUAAGUGUAAAAUAAUAUUAAUUCCUCCAUUCCCUCAUCUCUGAACAUUCCUCUAAGGCCCUGUUCUCAGAGCGCCAGUUCCUCUCAAUUCACCAAUAUGACCGGGUCCUCACAUUGUGAUGUCAUAAAUUACAAAACAGGCCCUUCCAGGAAGAGCCUGUGCUGCCAACUUCCUGUACUUUUUUAAGAGAUUUUGGUUUUGGAGUGGUUUGUCAUUAUAUGUGUUUUUUUCCCCCGUUACAUAAUUUGAUCCGUUAAUUUUGUAAAAGCUUUUCUUUUUUUUUACCUGAAGCUUAACAUACUUCUUUUGUGAGUUGAUGCUAGUUUUGUUUUCUCUUUUUAUAUUAGUCACUGAAUAACUACAUGUUUAUAUGUUAUCAGAAUACGAUCUGUUUUUGUAGACUUUGAAUACAACUAUGUUAAUAAAUGAAAUAAACAAUAAAAACUAUGUUUUUGUCCUAUACUUAUUUUGACCUUUGACAUAUUUGUUAACUAUUCAUAGUUGGUUGCAAAACUGUAUUGUGAGAACUUGUGUUUUGUGCAAAGGCUAUGCUUUUUCACCAAAACAAUAAACUUCUGCUUUUUUUGUUGUUCCAUGAAUGGAGCUUACAUUA